Molecule: messenger RNA, 219 nt
Organism: Knipowitschia caucasica
Lineage: Eukaryota; Metazoa; Chordata; Actinopteri; Gobiiformes; Gobiidae
Source: the annotation of a GenBank genome assembly
AUGGAUCUGAGGGGCGUGAUCAGUCUGAUGGAUCUGAGGGGCGUGAUCAGUCUGAUGGAUCUGAGGGGCGUGAUCAGUCUGAUGGAUCUGAGGGGCGUGAUCCGUCUGAUGGAUCUGAGGGGCGUGAUCAGUCUGAUGGAUCUGAGGGGCGUGAUCAGUCUGAUGGAUCUGAGGGGGCGUGGACUGCGCUGCCAACAAAGGAAGCUGCUGCAGGUGUAA